Molecule: messenger RNA, 1867 nt
Organism: Phycomyces blakesleeanus NRRL 1555(-)
Lineage: Eukaryota; Fungi; Mucoromycota; Mucoromycetes; Mucorales; Phycomycetaceae
Exons: 8
Coding region: 1-1725 (574 amino acids)
Source: RefSeq, a predicted model, not a curated record
AUGUCAUCAAUAAAAGCAUCACAUAAUGAAUCGGUCGCAAGCAUCCCGAAAAAGCGAAAACCCACAGAAACUAGUUUUACGGUGGACAUCAAUAUUUAUGCAUCGACAAUCCGCUUUGUACAACAGCAUUGGUUAAUGGAGAUUCCAAAAGGUCUUUUGGCUCACCCCAAGUAUUGUAUCACAGAUACUCUUUUAAAUGACUUGGGGAGUCAAAACAAGCCUCCUAACUUGUCCGAAGAAGAAUACAAAGCUUGGGAAAUACUUGAAAUUUUGAUGAAUACACAUUCAAAAAAUCUCGCAAAUCGGUUCAACCGAUGGUUUAGUUCAGAUACAGCCCAAAUACAGCAUUUAUUAGCCAAAUAUGAAGAUAAACAUUCAGGCGAUCCAUGGGCAGCAGUUCUUAUCUUGCUGUCUUGCAGGAAAGUAACCCAAGCUUCCAAAAUUGCCCAAGAGCUGGGAGAUCACGACCUAGCAUCACUGUUGGUAGAAUCCGAAAAGCUUAAUGUGAGACAAAAUGCGCAGGGAAAGGUCAAACAGCUGCAACUACGCGGGACAUUUAAAGAGCUUACUGGCUGUCAUCAAAAGAUUUGGUGUGCUUUGGGUGGUCAGCUAGGCUACUGUGCCGUAACAGAAACCGUGAUAGUAGAGGAUAUGGAUUGGAUGCUUGUGUUGGGUUUACAUGUGUGGAACGGAACGUGUGCAUCUCAAACAUUGUACCAUGCAAUUCAGCUCUACAAUGAAGCUUUGGCAUAUUUACCUGGAAUACACAACAUACUGAGUCGUAAAAAGACUGCCUUACCACCAUCUAAUUGUCUAUGGGUAGGCGUUCUGCGCUUGUGGGCAUCAAAUAUGCCCAAUAUGGCGGCUACCAAAGAACGCAAGAAACGAAGAUCGACUGAUUGGAAUACGCUUUCCGUGGAUGAGUGGCCAUUGCAUUUUGUAUGGCUUUUGACCCUCCUGAGGUCGGACUGGUUCUCUUCGGAUGAAAUUUACCAAUGUACUAGGAGGUGGUGCAAUGCGUUAUGUGAAGUUGGACUUGCUGAAGAAUCUGUGUUUUCGGCUUUGUUUCUUAAAGAUGAGGCUUCUCGUGAAGCCUUGAUAAAGACCAUAUUAAACAGCCGUGAAUUAAAGAAUGAAGGUUACAUACUUAAUGAGCUAUAUAUACCGCGCUCAUGGUUAUAUCAAGCGAAGGCUACUCGCGCACAUUUAGCCAAAGAUUAUGCUACAGAGGCUGAUUAUUACUUUGAGGCAAAUCAAUUUUCAAAGGCAAAAUAUACAAUUAUUAAUCACCUUAUUCCCGCCCAUAUGUUUAAUAAUGAAAAUGGUCUCGUCUCUCGUUAUCUAUCGAAGCUCGACUUAUAUGGGGAUAAAGACAAUGAAGGAGACAUCCUUCUUAAUUCCUACAAAUUGAUCGAGUCCCUUCCAAAAAAAAUCGACACUGCUGUUGAUGAUCCAGAAGCUACUAAAUUAUUGAAAGACGACAUACAUUUUACAAUAAAGAGUCUCAAGGAGGUUCAGGCCAGCUGUGCACAUGAAGAUAACUUAGUUUUCUUUAUCCAUCGGAUCUGUGGUAAUCUUUUGAAGCUAGCUGCUGGAUUCAAUGACCAUGUAUUUCUUGAAGAGUUGAUAACAGCUACUCCAUUAACUCCAGAAGACUGCCAAUUAAACAUCAAAGAGUUCUCGCGUUGUUUUCUUACUAGCUUUAUCAAUCAAGCUUGUAUUUAACAUAACUUAAUUUAUCAAAAGUAGUACUACUUUACAAUCGUAUCUUUAUAUGUGUUAGCUACAGGAUUUUAAACUUCAAGACAAAUGUCCCAAAGCUUUAUAGCACAUUAAAGAAAAACAUUCGAAAGAAAGUAUGCAAGUU